AUGAGGAAAGGAUCCACCGCAUACUAUAACACGUUGACGUUGCUUUUGAUCGUUGCGAGGAGACUGUGCGACGCACUGGCCACCCAAUUUUAUGCUGGCUUCGAAGUCGAUUCCCUUCCCGGCCCUUCAAAGCUCCUUUCCAGCUCGUCGGACAGGACGAAACUCGCCGCAAAGAUCGAAGUGGAUAGAGGUGAAGAAGAUAGGGAGGAAGGUGAAGAAGAUGAAGAGGAAGAGAAUGACGAAGGCGACGAGGAUAACGAUUAUAUCCUCGACGACCGCGCCGAAGAUGCUAGCUUGCCUAUACCUCUGGUUAACAAUCACAAUACCGGAAGCGACAUUCUGAGCGAAUUGCCUUCCUCCAGCGGCCCCGUUUACAUCAGCGGUAUUCUCGCCUUCACAACCGAUGGAGCCGGGUUUCAGACUCCUCGUCUUUAUACGCCCACAAUAUCUGCAUUAAUUCAUCUUCAGCUCCUUCUGUUUCUCGAAGAUAUUCUUCCGUGUCGCCAAUAUCCACACCUGAAAAUCCCUGUUCGACUGGGCCGAGAUUACUUGGAAAUUCUCAACUCAGUUCGAUGCCGGUACAUGUGUGCCGGCUCCUUGACACCCCUAGGCGAGAUGAUUAGCCUCCUUGACUACGGCAGAAGUAUGCUCCGUUUAGAACUGCCGGCAUUCUUUGUGCGAUGGAGCGAUGAUCGCCAGACCAUCUUCUUCGAUGAUCACAGCCUCCGCAUGGAUCAAUUUCGAUGUUUUGCCCGGUCGCUCUCUGAUUCCGCCGCAGAUUUAUACGAUCAGCUGAUGCGCCAAUGGCGACCCGAAGUAUCAUUAGAGGGUAUCAAGGAUAGCUUCAGCAAUAACACUCCAGAAUACUCGUUCGUCUAUGAUCCAGCCAACCGAUUAAACGAUGUAUAUCUUCAGCUUUACACCAGUGUUUGCGGUAUGGGCCCAAACGCGCUGAUUCAAUACGGUGAAUGGGAUCUUCCGGCUGUUAUUGAGUAUCUUCAACUACACGAUCGAGCGCUCCGCGCCUUAGGGCAACAAGCUAUGGCCACCAACGACGGGGGAGUGCCUCGUCUCGGUGAGAUGUUUACCAUCCUAUUACGAAAUGGUCCGAUGAGCCCGCGUGGCGUUUACGUCUAUGACGGGACGAUGAUGACUUUCGUGCGAUAUACCAAAGCCCAACGCAACACUAAUCGCGAAUUUUGUGUAGCGCGGUUUUCGUCACCUUCACUUCGUUGUGUAUACGUUCGGCCGUUGAUCAACAUGCUUUUAACGUACCUACCACCAACGAUCUCCUAUUUUCCACCAAUCCGGUGGUUGCUCGACAAGCCUCUUAUCGCCAUUGGACGACUAAUGAUCUUACUUCCGCUUUCCGCCAGAGUAGCAAUUGCAUUCUUGGGUAUCCAAUGGGCUCUCGGUUACUUCGUCAAGUGA
Messenger RNA from Fonsecaea monophora, 1431 nucleotides. RefSeq lists its product as hypothetical. The transcript has 3 exons. The record is from RefSeq and is a predicted model, not a curated record. NCBI's taxonomy places the organism in Eukaryota, Fungi, Ascomycota, Eurotiomycetes, Chaetothyriales, Herpotrichiellaceae. The coding region runs from base 1 to 1431 and encodes 476 amino acids.